Poecile atricapillus (Black-capped chickadee) is the source of this 2520-nucleotide messenger RNA. RefSeq names its product poly(ADP-ribose) polymerase family member 9 (gene PARP9). The transcript is spliced from 10 exons. Gene Ontology annotation, biological process: positive regulation of type II interferon-mediated signaling pathway; negative regulation of gene expression. NCBI's taxonomy places the organism in Eukaryota, Metazoa, Chordata, Aves, Passeriformes, Paridae. The record is from RefSeq and is a predicted model, not a curated record. The coding region runs from base 118 to 2520 and encodes 800 amino acids. Gene Ontology annotation, molecular function: transcription corepressor activity; NAD+ poly-ADP-ribosyltransferase activity; ubiquitin-like protein ligase binding. Gene Ontology annotation, cellular component: cytoplasm; nucleus.
UCCACCGCUCGCUUUCGCUUUCGCUUCCCGCUCCGCCGCCCGCUUUCGUUUUCGUUCCCCGCUUCGCCCGCGGUUCCCGCUUCAGCUCCGAGCGCUGAGGAUACGCCCCGCCGGCUCAUGGGGGCCGUUCAGAGUUACGUUUCAGGUUUCUUCAGAUGGAAGCCCGCUUUAGGGUCAAGCAUGGUAAUGGAUGAGUUCAAUUUGAUGAUCCCCAUCGGUAAAGAUGCCUAUGAAGCUCUUAAGAGAAGAGAGAACUGUCUAAAUAAUCUUGUUUCCAAAAAGUUUGCUUGUACAUUGGCCUUCAGAAAAGGAACAAAACGCACUGUUGAAGUAUACAGGAAAAAAGUAAAGUCAGGCAUUGACAUUUAUGUUUAUAAGGAUGAUCUCACAAGACACAAGGUUGAUGCUGUGGUGAAUGCAGCCAAUGAGUAUCUUGGACAUGGAGCAGGUCUUGCUCUUGCCCUUGUAAAAACUGGAGGGCCAGAAAUACAAGAGCAAAGCAAUCUUUAUAUUCAAAGGAAUGGAAGAAUCCAAGUUGGCAACAUAGCAGUGACAGGUGGAGGGAUGCUUCUUUGUAAGGAAGUUAUUCAUGCAGUUGGUCCAAAGUGGAAUCCUCAUGAAAAAGAAAGAUGUUGUUACCUACUUCAGGAAGCUAUUUUGAAUGUUCUGCGUUAUGUUAGUGCUCCAGGAAAAGCUUUAAAGUCUGUGGCUAUCCCAGCAGUGAGUUCAGGUGUCUAUGCCUUCCCAGUUGAUUUGUGUUCUCAAGUGAUAGUAAUGGCUGUAAAGGAAUUUGUUGAGGCAAGUUCACCAAGCUGUCUCAGGGAGAUCCGCCUGGUGAACAUUGAUGAGUCCACAGUUGCAGAAAUAAAGAAGGCCUGUGAAAAGUUUCUGGGUGAUACCAAUUCACUUGAAGACACUGUGUCAGCUUCACCAAGCCAGUUUCCAACUCACCUCAAACAUGGAAACAUUCGUAUGCGCAUUGUAAAACAAUACCCUCAAAAUCUGAAGAAUACAGCUAUUGUUAAUCCCCUGAAUGCAAGGGGUGAGCCUUCCUCUCAAUCUUCAAGACAACUGCUGGAAAAAGAAGGAACAGCUUUUCAGAAGGAACUUCAGUAUCAUUUGAGACAUCCAACACGUUCUAAGGAGCCCAUAGUAACCAGAAGGCACGAGCUGCCCUCUACAUUUGUACUGCACGUGGCAUUGCAAUGCCAGCAUCCGGUGUUACAGUGUGAGGAAUUGAAGGAUGCAGUGAAAAGAUGCCUGGAUCACUUUCAGGACAUCUCAUCUCCCUCAGUUUCUUUUCCAGUAAAUUGGUCACCAGCGCUGCCUGUUGACAUAGUGGCAGAGACCAUGAUUGAAGCAGUUUUAAAUUUUUCCAGAGCAUAUCCUAUGAAGAAGAGAGAAGUGCAGAUUGUCGUUUGCCCAGAUGACCCUGAUGCCUAUGGGGUUGUCCUGAGAAAAUUUUAUUCAGCAAAACGCAAACUGGAAAACAGAAGUGAUCCUUUGAGUACAGAGUCAGGCAUUCAGACUGCAGGCAGUGAACCCGUGAUUGAACUUAGAGGGAGCACACCCACAGCACUGGAAGCAGCAGAAUCGUGGCUCCAAAAUGUAAUGCAAAUUCAGGAAAGUCGCUAUGCUGUUAUUGAAAACAACUACAUUUUUUGCCUUGGUAAAGAGGAAUUUGCAGAACUCUCUCGAGUGCAGCCUUCUAGUGUAUGUGUAUCAGAAGAAGUGAGAGAUGGACAAGCAAGACUGAAAUUUCAGGGCCCUCCUGAUGUUUUGAUUGAUACAGUGCUUGCAACUGAAGAAUUACUGCUUCGUGUGCGAGAGAAGACUAUAGCUGAACAAGAGAACCUGCUCUACUUAACGUGCCAACCAGAAGCAGACCAGCUUUCAGAAGACUUUCACAAGACAAGUACCACUGACUACAUCCAGAUUUCACCAGUAGAAUGUCACCUCCAGGAGUUUAAAGACAGACAGAAAGAGUUUGAAAAAGCUGGACUUCGUAUUCUCAGGAUUGAAAAGUUACAUAAUCCACGUCUAUCUGCUGCAUUCCAACGAAUGAAAACAAAGGUAGAUGGUAGCUCCAAAACAACUCACAAGUUGUACCAGAAUGUUCCUGCCGAGUUCUGUCGCUCAGUUUGCCAAACUGGAUUUCACAGGAUGUAUUCUCCACCAAAAGAACAAAAAUACGGAGCUGGCAUCUACUUUACAACGAACCCAAGGUACCUGAGCAAGGGUAAAGCUACAUGGGAAACGGAUUCUAAAAUAUACGUGUUUGAGGCUGAUGUAGUAACUGGCUCAUGCACUACAGGCCAGCCAUCUUGUAUUAUGCCACCAGCAGUGGAGAGGAAUGGCUUUACAUUAUAUGACAGUUUAGUAGAUAGUUUACACCGUCCUGAGAUCUUUGUCAUUUUCAAUGGUUUUGCAGCCCUUCCGCAGUAUUUGCUGACUUGUUCCCCACUGACCAAGAGGUAUAUAGCUCCUGGAGGAAACAAGCAGGAUCCUCAGUGGGAAUAA